GUAAGAGCUGGGAGGGCUGACAACAACGAGCUGGCGCAUGUUGGAAAAGUCGGACACGCAACAUUUUCUCCUUUGAUGUGUGAAAUUGCCCAUAUAUCACCAUUUUAUUGAUGAUGUUCUCUCCGUUCUGCGCGAGAGGUGGAUUCUAUGGCAUUGUUCUCGUCUUGAAAUGACUGAACGCCACCGUGUCUAGCCGAUGGUGACUGCGGGGGCUCCUGUCUUGUGGAUUAUCCGUUGUCGUCGCCGAAGCAAUCGCAGGGUCGUGCCCGGAGGAGGCCCCUCUUUGCUGGAUGGAUGUGUGUGAAGAAGCGGCGGAUGAACAAACACAGUGGCCGUAAUAACGAUGAGGUUUCAUCGGCUGCGGAUGAACUGAUCUCGGAUGUUUGGGCUACAUCGCCCCUACAUAUAUCAUUUCUUUCACGCUGCAGAAAAGAAAUUCCUUAAAAACUGGACGCCCCUGGAACAGUUUAUGACGACCCUGGUAGGAGCGUGAUGAGCGCGCGCUUCCGCUUGCCUCCAGGCAGAUCCUACAAUGUCCGGGCAACGGAGCUGGAGCGAGACAGGCAGCACACACAGGUUGUGUGCAAUGUACUGUUGCUGGACAACACAGUCCAAGCUUUCAAAGUCAGCAAGUCUGAUCAUGGCCAGGUUUUGCACGAUGCUGUGUUUAAGCACCUGGAGCUGACAGAACGUGACUAUUUUGGCCUACACUUGGCGGAUGAUUCCUCAGACGCACCGCGCUGGCUGGAUCCCAACAAGCCCAUCAGGAAACAGUUAAAAAGAGGAUCACCACACAACUUGAGCUUCAGAGUCAAAUUUUUCGUGACAGAUCCCAGCAAACUUCAGGAAGAAUACACACGGUAUCAGUAUUUCCUCCAGAUUAAGCAGGAUAUACUGACUGGAAGAUUGCCCUGUCCUCACAACACAGCCGCUCUGCUGGCUUCCUACGCCGUUCAAUCUGAGUUGGGUGACUACAAUGAGGUAGAGCAUCCCCCUGGCUAUUUAGCAGAAUUCUCCUUCAUCCCAAACCCACCACAAGACUUCCACAAAGAAGUUGCCAAACACCACCAGCAGCACAGUGGCCUAUCUCCUGCCCAGUCAGAGUUUAAUUAUCUGAACACAGCACGCACGCUAGAGCUCUAUGGGGUGGAGCUGCACUAUGCAAGAGACCAGAGCAACACAGAGAUUCUCAUUGGGGUGAUGUCUGCAGGGAUUGUGGUUUACAAGAACAGGGUACGGAUCAACUAUUUUCCAUGGUUGAAAAUUGUGAAAAUCUCUUUCAAAUGUAAGCAGUUCUUCAUCCAGCUCAGAAGAGAGCCGACUGAAACCCGGGAGACACUGUUGGGUUUCAAUAUGGUGAACUACAGAGCCUGUAAAAACCUGUGGAAGUCCUGUGUGGAACACCACACGUUCUUCAGACUAGAACGACCGAUCCCACCGCAGAAGAACUUCUUCUCCCACUACUUCACCCUGGGAUCAAAGUUCAGAUACUGUGGGAGGACAGAGGUGCAGUCUGUACAGUACGGGAAGGAAAAAGGCAUCAAAGACAGAGUGUUUGCCAGAUCACCCAGCAAACCGCUGGCCAGGAAGUUGAUGGGAGGGACUGACUGGGAGGCAGUGAGCAGGAACAGCCUAUCAGACGAGAGACUGGAGACCCAGAGUCUGCCCACUCGCUCCCCACCUGGCACGCCAAAUCAAAACUCACUUUUCAUCCAAGAAGGCACUCGGCUGCGUCCCUCGUCAGUCGGACACCUGGUCGAUCAUGUGAUCCACACUUCCCCCAGCCUUCCUGUCUUUUCUUCCAAUCAUAAAUCAGCCUCAUCCACACAGGCCAACAGCAUCAGUUUGGACUCGACCCCGUCUCCUGAAGGUGUGGAUGGUCAGCCUCCAGCUCUGCCCCCUAAGCAGCUGAGCAGAAAGACCCUGAGUCAGAUCAUCCAGGCCCAUUCUCAACAGAGUCUCCUGGACAACCACCUGAAUGAGAUGUACGAUGUUCCUGUCAACAAUGACAAGACCACGCUUAAUGGAGUGGUCCCACAUGAUAAUCUGGUUUUGAUCAAGAUGAGGCCGGAUGAACACGGACGAUUUGGCUUCAACGUUAAGGGCGGAGCUGACCAGAAAAUGCCCAUUAUUGUGUCGAGAGUGGCACCUGGAACAUCGGCUGACCUAUGUGUGCCGCGCUUGAACGAGGGUGACCAAGUUGUCCUCAUAAAUGGACGGGACAUCUCUGACCACACCCACGACCAAGUGGUCAUGUUCAUUAAGGCGAGCUGUGAGAGCCACUCAGGAGAACUUAUCCUACUGGUCCGACCAAAUGCCAUCUAUGACGUCGUGGAGGAGAAGGUGGAUUCUGAGCCCGACUUUCAGUACAUCCCAGAGAAGUCCCCCCAAGACCCCACCCAGAUUGACCAGCAUGCUCUGAGGGACUCGAUGGCCACACUUAGAGAAGGCUUGAGCAGUGGAGCCAUACUGGCACAGUUUGAUCAACUGUACAGGAAGAGGCCGGGGAUGACCAUGCUGUGUGCCAAGUUACCUCAGAACGUUUCUAAAAACCGCUACAGAGACAUCUCCCCUUACGAUGCAACCCGGGUCAUCCUCAAAAGCACAGAUGACUACAUCAAUGCGAAUUACAUCAAUAUGGAGAUUCCCGCCUCCAGUCUGAUCAACCGUUACAUAGCAUGCCAGGGUCCUCUGCCCAACACCUGCCCCGACUUCUGGCAAAUGACCUGGGAGCAAGGCUCGUCCAUGGUGGUCAUGCUGACGACGCAGGUGGAGCGAGGACGGGUCAAGUGCCACCAGUACUGGCCCAACCCUGACAGCAGUGCCACCUAUGGAGACUUUACUGUUACGUGCCACAACGAGGAGGGCAACUCUGCCUUCUUGGUCCGGGAGAUGACUCUCACUCACUCACAGAGCGAACAGCAGAGGGACCUCACUCAGAUCCAGUACCUGGCUUGGCCCGAUCACGGCGUUCCUGAUGACUCAACUGAUUUCUUGGACUUUGUGACUCUGGUUCGGAGCAAGAGGGCUGGGCAGGACCAGCCAAUGGUGGUUCACUGCAGUGCUGGAAUUGGUCGGACCGGGGUUCUGAUCACCAUGGAGACGGCGCUGUGUCUGAUGGAGUGCAGUCAGCCGGUGUAUCCUCUUGAUAUUGUCAAAACCAUGAGAGACCAGAGGGCCAUGAUGAUACAGACUCCUAGUCAGUACCGGUUUGUUUGUGAGGCCAUCCUCAAGGUCUACGACGAGGGUCUGGUCAGACCGCUGAAGACUGCCAUCCCCCUGCUUAGAGACAAGCCAGAGGAGGACAAGAAAGUGUCAGGUGAUAAUGAGGUGCUGUCAGCAGAGGAUGAAGAUUCUGCCGUUGUGGAGUUAUUGGAAGAAGGUCUGGACGAAGAGGAUGACGACGACGAUGAUGAGGUGGAAGUGCUAGAUGUAGGAGAAGUGACUGAGGAGCUGGAAGAGGAGGAAGAUGAGGUGGAGGACCCCAGCGUGGCGAGUGUUACCAGCAUGACCAGCGAGACCAGCAUGAACCCUGAGCCGGACCCCGAGCCUGAUUCAGAACUUGUUCAACCAUGAUAUUAGAGGGCCGGGGUCAUGUCUGGGCGGACGAGCCCCGGAGGGUGCAGGAGAGAACAAAAAGCACUGUUGCACUUUACAAUGACAAAAAUGGAGAAAAAAGAGAAACACAAAGAGGAGCAAACCUGAAACUCAAGGACAAGGUAGAAUUGAAAAAAUUGUUGACUAGGUACCUUAUGAGGAUCACGUGUGCUUGGGGUGCAGAAAAAAAUAAUACAGAAGUACGUCUGAUUCAUUGUGGAUGUGGAAAUGCUGUUGUGCCAUAAGUACGAAGGGGAAGGGCUUCCCACGUGGACCGAACUGCUCCCUUUUUUAAUGUCCCAUCGGGUCGCCCUUGCCCCUUCUGAGCGAGUCUGCCAGACGGACCUGCCUUUUUUAGAGCCCUUUUAGCUGAUAAAGAGAUCAACUUUAUCUUUUGUUGAUGGGAAAGCGUAUUUAUUGUGUUUGUUAGUCCACUGAACAAAGUGAGAGUGUAUGAAUCUUGAGCUUCAUGCAUCAAUUUUAGCUAGUCCAGUAGUGCGAUUCCUCUUCCUCCUACUUAUUUUAUUUCAGUUUAUUUCUAAGGCUAAAAGGUAAUUUAUUGAUUUUGAUUUAUUUUAUUAUUCUGUCUUGAUUUCGAACAGUACAGACUGAUUGACACUGAAAAAGCACUUUGUGUUUGGUCUUGUUUCAAUGUGGCAAUCCGGUUCUCAUUUUUCUUUACUGCUGGAGUGGACACACACACUCUUAGUGAUCGCUGUGGUCCAUGUAUUUAGUGGUUGACAAUAGUCCCGACUUCACCGGGCGCCUCUGCAACUCUAAAAUCCCCCAUGAUGAUUGAAAGUGUCGUUAUUUUUGAUAAAUCCACACAACUGCCAUCGUCUCUUGUGGACGUGAAGACUCCCUAUUCCCUAGCUGUUACUCCAGACUGAGGUCACUUCCUGCUCUCCUUUUUAGUCUUUAAUUUAGUCCCUGAAGUGUCCUUGAGCCAGACACGGACGGCAACACGGACACGUUAAAUUGUUGAGCAGGAAAUGGCUGUCGUUUCUGAACAUUUCAGUCUGUAAAAAUACAAAACACUUUCUAGAUAAUAAAUGGUGAAAAUAGUUUUGUCAUUCUUAAUUUAUUUUUUAUUUUACAUUUCAAACCACACCGAAUAACUGCUGUUAUGCAUUGCCCCUCUGAACAAUUCUAUUAAAAAAUAAUAAUAACAAGAUAGCCCUUUGUGAUGAUGGAAGAGAGAAAAAAUAUUAAACUGUUGGACUUCAUUUCGUGACCUCGGACAGCAGCAUGACGCUUGAGUUUGUAGCUCACAGAUUUUUUUUAUCAUUUUUUUUUCCCCCGAGCGAAAAGCCAUCAGUUAAUAUCAUAUUUUAGCUGUGAUGUGUUUUGGUUGUUCAGGACUAAUUCCGGUUUCAGUCGAGAAGCUUAUUAGAUGUUACUUUUUUAGACCUGGAAACACUUUUUGUUUAGUUGAACUGGAUUCUGCUGGAUAGAACUACUGCUGUGUGUGCGUGUGUGUAGUCAUUUAUCACCCUCCAUACAUCUUGUGUCUUGCUGUCUGGUUUAUGCCUGCUUGUCUUUUAACUGUAACAAAAGUUUGUGCCAUAACGCCACAAACCUCAAAUUAAAGUUUUUAUUUCUAUUUUUUUUUUCUCAAGAAAUGUAUAUUUUUUAUGGUGACGACGAUGAAGAUAUUCAUACAUCUUGAUCUCUGCAUGUCUUUAUCUGCAAACUGUUUUGAGAGUUCUGCUAUUUACAUCAUCUAACUGACAGGAAGGAAACUGCUUUGUAAGGUGAUCAGAGGACUACAGGAAAAUAUUCCAGUGCAAAUAUUGACCUCACCAUUCUGGGAAUUAAUGCUUCCAUUAUUUAAUAUCUCUUUUUAAUGUAGCUUCAACAUGGGAGCCUAGAAGCAUAAUUUGCUGUAUUGGAGGAGAAAGAAACACAAUUUGAUUUAUAAUAAUUUACUUUGAGUGUACCUUGAAAAAAACUGUGGCUAUGUACCCAGUUAAUUUAAUGGAUGUAUGAGCAGCUUGCUUAAAAAUUCUGCAGAAGUCGUAGCGUUUUGGCUUAAUUUGGACUGAAUAAACGUUCGUUGAAGUGAACUUCCCUAUGGUCACAGGCAGUUCUCGAUGGUCUUGUAAUUCCAUCUCAAAGCUUUCAUGUGAAAAUGACCAUCAUUUUCAUCCCCAACAUGAGUAACGGGAACCCAAAGUCAACCUUGUUUGCAAAACCCUGGAGAUAGAGAACAGCUUUCUGGAAUCUCUGUCUCAGCUUCUCCUCUGUUCUCACUAUGGUCUUGCAGGUUCAGAAGGUCUGCCAUUACAUAUUGAAUAUAAAGGUGAAACGUCUUAAACGAUUCCAGUUGAGACUUGUAAGCACUCAAAGCAUUAGUCAUCUUGUAUCAUUUCAUCUCAUGAUUUGCAUUUUUGUAACGCAACAUUUCUUCUAUCUAAGCCCUCUCCAGAUCCAGUCAGCUCCUCUCCUUAUCUUACACCUCCUUUGUAUGGUUUUUAAUGGAUCCCACUCACUGCACAACCUUCAGGCACAAUGACACAUCGGAGCGGAUUGGCGUCUGAGGGCAGGAUCAACCCAGUUUCUUUACGUGGAGAACAACUGUCGUCAGUGAAUGUACUUGCAGAACAUUUGGGUUAAACAUUCAUCUGAUCAGACUCAUCAGCUUCUAACUCAAAACAGAAAACGGUGUGGCCAAUCCUAACAAAUCCGUGUUCAAAAUGAUGGUGUUUCAAAGAUGUAAAGCUUAAGUCAGUGAUGGAUCACUUCCACCAAAUCUCCAGCAAUGUCCCAGUGUGACUAAAGGAGUGCGUAUCAGUCUGGUCCUGGAGAGCAGAGACGGGUCCAUGUAGUUGUGUCUCUGACUGGUGAUGGAAGGAGAGCACUUUUGAUACUGACCGAGUGGCAGGUAGUGCUACUGAGAAACAAACAUUUUUGGUUUCAAUGUUUUUCUUUUCUUUUUCUUUUUAAGAUAUGACACCUGUAGGGGAAACAAACUACACAGUGCCACUUGUCGAUUUUGUGUAAAUAAAACUCAACCCUGUACAUACAAUGUUGUAUAUGAAAAAAAAAAAUCUUUAAAAUAAAAGGGAAAAUCAUUUGUGA
This is a messenger RNA of Synchiropus splendidus (mandarinfish), 6678 nucleotides long. It is a transcript of the gene ptpn4a, whose product is annotated as protein tyrosine phosphatase non-receptor type 4a. Lineage: Eukaryota; Metazoa; Chordata; Actinopteri; Syngnathiformes; Callionymidae. The coding region runs from base 493 to 3576 and encodes 1027 amino acids. Gene Ontology annotation, molecular function: protein tyrosine phosphatase activity; cytoskeletal protein binding. The record is from RefSeq and is a predicted model, not a curated record. Gene Ontology annotation, cellular component: cytoplasmic side of plasma membrane; cytoskeleton; cytoplasm. The transcript is spliced from 27 exons. Gene Ontology annotation, biological process: protein dephosphorylation.